AUGGCGCAGGGAAAGGUCUGUGCGACGAAGGAGGAAUUUGACGCCCUCGACUUUGAGGGUCUUGCGGACUUGGUUCGUCAGCGCCUGGCAGACACGACACCAGCGGAUACCAGCUACAAGGCCCUUACUGAGGCUGUGCGGCAGGCCUUUUACCGUGACUACAGUCUCUGGGACGCAGAGUUCGAUUACAUCGAGCGCGUCGUGGCCCGGGUGCUAGCAGAGGCCUCAAGACAGAGUGAGGGCUGA
Messenger RNA from Acanthamoeba castellanii str. Neff, 246 nucleotides. RefSeq lists its product as uncharacterized. NCBI's taxonomy places the organism in Eukaryota, Discosea, Longamoebia, Acanthamoebidae. Bases 1 to 246 code for a protein of 81 amino acids. The transcript is spliced from 2 exons. The record is from RefSeq and is a predicted model, not a curated record.